CAAGAAAUGAAAGAUUCUGUUCGAGCAAAAAAUAACGAUGAAAGUACUAAAAGUGGUAAUUCUAGGUGCAGAAAAGGUUGGCAAAAGUUUAUUAUUGGACCAAUUUUUGAAAGCUGACGACCCAGUGCAAAAGAGAUCAGAUUGCAGCUCCUCAAAAGACGUAUAUAAUGUAAAUGGGAAAACAAUUCGCUUUCCAGAUGGUAUUCAUCGUCGGGUGGACUUUGUUGACACUUCGGAUCUUGACGAAUUUCCAGCCAUGAAGAGGGUGUACAUUGAAACUGGGAAUGCUUUUGUGAUUGUUUAUGCAAUUGAUGAUAAACGGUCUUAUGAAUUUGCCAAGUCCCUUUGCGAUGAAAUAUACAGCAUCAAAGGAAACUUGUUCACAAACAUCGUUCUAGUGGGCAAUAAAAUAGACACUGGGUCAAAAAGAAGAGUAUCCACAGCCGAAGCCCUAGCGGACAGUAAUCGUACAAAGCUGUUUUCCGAGACAAGUGCUAAACUCUGUGUAAAUAUUGGAUGUCCAUUCAUCAUUCUUUUCAACAACUAUCUGCAAAACUUCAAGCACAACAGAACUGACAUUCAAACGAGAAGAAAAACACACAGCAAAAGCGUGUCUUCACCAGUAGAAGAUGAAAGAGACGAACCAUUUAGAAUUCGUUUGAAUACGAUCUAGUAAUCCAGUACUUGCACAAUAAUUUUUUUCAUUUAUUUAUGUCAGAUUGUUUAACUUUAUUUGAGGAUUCUUGCAUGUUGUUGAAUAAAUCAUUUCACA
Messenger RNA from Magallana angulata, 772 nucleotides. RefSeq names its product ras-related protein Rap-2a-like. Gene Ontology annotation, molecular function: GTPase activity; GDP binding; GTP binding. Lineage: Eukaryota; Metazoa; Mollusca; Bivalvia; Ostreida; Ostreidae. Gene Ontology annotation, biological process: signal transduction. The record is from RefSeq and is a predicted model, not a curated record. The transcript is spliced from 3 exons. The coding region runs from base 38 to 673 and encodes 211 amino acids. Gene Ontology annotation, cellular component: plasma membrane.